AAAAAAAUAACAUCGAUGACUUAGAAAAUUCGAAAAACAUCGUUGUAUCGAUGUUUUCAUCGAUGUUUUGUGCACCUCCACAGAAAAGGCAAGAAAAGCGUGAAAAGCGAACAGAAAGCGAAGCGGCCAAAACGGGAAAACGCGAAAGGCUAAUAGAGCGAAAGAAUCGGCGCCACACACAACACAACCCACCCGAGGAGAGGAGCGAGGAGCGAGGAGCAGAGCAGAGACCAGUGCCGAGAACAGAUCAUACCCACGCCAGCCGCCAUGUCCAAACGUCCGCGGCCAAUGCCCAUUUCCAUCUCCAAAGAACCAGAGCAGGCAAUUGUACCGCCGCGCAACCUGGACUCUAGGGCCACCAUCCAAAUUGGCGAUCAGACCUUUGACAUCGAUGCCGAUAGCCUGGAGAAGAUCUGCGAUUUGGGACGCGGCGCCUAUGGAAUUGUCGAGAAGAUGCGGCACCGGCAAACGGACACAGUGUUGGCGGUGAAGCGGAUACCCAUGACUGUCAACAUCCGGGAACAGCACCGCCUGGUCAUGGACCUGGACAUAUCGAUGCGUUCCAGCGACUGCCCCUACACGGUUCACUUCUAUGGGGCGAUGUAUCGCGAGGGCGAUGUCUGGAUCUGCAUGGAGGUGAUGAGCACGAGUUUGGACAAGUUCUAUCCAAAGGUCUUCCGCCACGAUCUGCGCAUGGAGGAGAGUGUCCUGGGCAAGAUUGCCAUGAGUGUGGUGAGUGCACUGCACUAUCUGCAUGCCCAGCUGAAGGUGAUCCAUCGGGAUGUCAAGCCCUCCAACAUACUGAUCAAUCGUGCCGGCCAGGUCAAGAUCUGUGACUUUGGCAUCUCAGGCUACCUCGUGGACUCCAUUGCCAAGACCAUAGAUGCCGGCUGCAAGCCGUACAUGGCCCCGGAACGCAUCGAUCCGCAGGGCAAUCCGGCGCAAUACGACAUCCGCUCGGAUGUGUGGUCGCUGGGCAUCAGCAUGAUUGAAAUGGCCACGGGCCGGUAUCCAUACGAUAACUGGCGGACGCCCUUUGAGCAGCUGCGACAGGUGGUCGAAGAUGAUCCGCCACGCUUGACGCCCGGCACCUUCUCGCCGGAGUUUGAGGACUAUAUAGCCGUUAGCCUGCAGAAGGAGUAUACGGCGAGGCCCAACUACGAGCAGCUGCUGCGGCAUAGCUUCAUUGUGGAGCAUCUGCAGCGCAACACGGACAUUUCAGAGUUCGUGGCCAGGAUACUGGACCUGCCCGACAACCAGCAACCGGCGCAGUAGGGUUUUUCAGCCCGUAUCCCAUGUAAAUUGCCGGCGUCUUCUUCUAAAAGCAUGCAUUUCGUACAUGUGCGUGUGUGUCCUCCCUACCUCCCCCUUUCCCCCUACCCUUCUAAAAAUAAUAACAAAAAGGAAAAUCAAAGGAAAAGCAAAAGAAAAUCUAGAAGAGCAUCGAGUUGGAAGCAAUGCGUAAUUAUUAAAUUUUAAGUGAGAACCAAAAGCAGAUGCAGAACAGCAAAAUACCUGAAGAAGCAACAUGCCACAUGCAACAUGCAACCUUUCGCCUUGCAAAACGCUCAAAAAUAAAAUAAACAAACCGAACGAACCGUCGUGCCUCCCCAGCUGGCGAUGCUGCUGAUGUCUUAAAAACAUAAAAAAGAAAAGGUUUAAACAUUUAAAUAAUUAAUUAUAUAUAUGAUAAAGAUGAAACGUGAAUAGCUUAGACAACGAAGCCAGCAAGCAAGCAAACAAUGAAUGUAAAAAUGCGCCCACUAAAAUCUAAUGGUAAAUUGUCAACCUUUUUGAACACCAAAAUAGCCGAACAGAAAGUGUAACUGUAAUUAUAAUUGUUUAACAAAUA
Molecule: messenger RNA, 1852 nt
Organism: Drosophila serrata
Lineage: Eukaryota; Metazoa; Arthropoda; Insecta; Diptera; Drosophilidae
Gene: lic
Product: dual specificity mitogen-activated protein kinase kinase lic
Biological process (GO): protein phosphorylation; stress-activated MAPK cascade
Molecular function (GO): MAP kinase kinase activity; ATP binding
Source: RefSeq, a predicted model, not a curated record